Talpa occidentalis (Iberian mole) is the source of this 3090-nucleotide messenger RNA. It is a transcript of the gene PPP1R35, whose product is annotated as protein phosphatase 1 regulatory subunit 35. The coding region runs from base 98 to 886 and encodes 262 amino acids. The transcript has 4 exons. Gene Ontology annotation, biological process: negative regulation of phosphatase activity. Lineage: Eukaryota; Metazoa; Chordata; Mammalia; Eulipotyphla; Talpidae. Gene Ontology annotation, molecular function: phosphatase binding. The record is from RefSeq and is a predicted model, not a curated record.
GCUAACGGUUUCCGGUAGUGGAUUUUGGGAGGGGCGGGGGGGCAGGAGGUGGCCCCUGGGUGUCCCCUGACCCUUGGCCCCAAGCAGGUACGCCAAGAUGAUGGGCUGUGGGGACUCAGAGCUGAAGUCAGUGAGAGGGGGAGAGACUGUGGCGGCCCCGGGACCACCCCCAGCACCCCGCGCCCCAGAUCCCGGAGCUCCUGUGCCCGAGCCCGGUCUGGACUUAAGCCUGAGCCCGCAGCCCGAAAGCCCUGCGCGAUCGCGCUGCAGCCCGCCGGGGCGGAAGGGGCCGGCGGACCGGCGGGGCGGGGCUCGCAAAGGGCGCCAGGUACGCUUCCACCUGGCGCCGCCCUGCCCCGUCCCGUUGGAGCCGCCGCCGGCCGCCGCCGCACGGAGCGAGAAGCCCGCGGUGCAGGACCUGGGGGCGCCCGCGCAGCAGAGCAGCCUGGCGCUGAGCCUGGAGCUGCAAGCCGCGCGGGCCGCAGCCGGGGGCCAGUUCGAUGCCGCAAAGGCCGUGGAGGAACAGCUGAGAAAGUCAUUCCAGACCCGCUGUGGCCUGGAGGAGAGCGUGGCUGAGGGGUUGAACGUGCCGCGCUCUAAGCGUCUGUUUCGGGACCUGGUGAGCCUGCAAGUGCCGGAGGAACAGGUGCUGAACGCAGCGCUAAGGGAGAAAUUGGCGCUCCUGCCUCAGGCCCGAGCCCUGUCCCCAAAGGAGCCACCUGGGCCAGGGCCUGACAUGACCAUCCUGUGUGACCCAGAAACAUUAUUUUAUGAAUCUCCACACUUGACCCUGGAUGGUUUGCCCCCUCUCAGGCUUCAACUUCGGUCCCGCCCCUCAGAGGAUACCUUUGUUAUGCAUAGGACACUAAGGAGAUGGGAAGCUUAGAGACCUGGAUGCCCCCUGGAUUGCGAAUUUGUUUUCUAUGUUAAAGCUUUUUGAAUAAACGUGGUUUUCUAACAAAUGGAGCUCUUUUCGAGAGCCUUGAGCUGGGGGUGAAGCCUCAGGUUGGAAGAUGGCUGGAGAUGGGUGACAAGUGGAAAAACCCUGUGUGUGUCAGGGAUUAGCUACUCUGUCAUCUAUUUCUCCAAGGUCAUCACAGCUGGCAACUUUUGCUUUGGAUGAUCCUAUACUUGUUCUCUUGCACUACUUUUUACUGAUCACUUUAGUGAGUCUUACUCUCUAAGUUAAACUUCAGGAAUGCAUUGGCUCCUUACCAAGGUGGAGCAGCUGGCUAGCACCAGUUGUUGAAAAUAACUUUUACCUUUAAAAGGUCUCACGCAACUUGUUUACACCUGACUUGAGUGAUCAGUUGUUGAAUUUUCACAACUUCAGAAAUGGCAAGCAAGCUGACAGAGCUUUGUGUUAAUUAACCUGUUAGAAUGGUUCUGCAACAGGAAAAAAGGUGGGUAGGUGGGUGGGUGCUAGGUCUUAGAGCAGGUGAUCUGGUCCCCAAUACCAUUUUCUAGUUCUGUUUCAAUUAUACUGUUAACUCUUACAAAGUUAGCCUUUUGCCCAAAGUGCCCCCCCCCAAAAAAAAUUUUCCUCAAUGGGCUUUUUGGGAGAGGAGAGAUGGCCUCUUCCCAACUACUGAAAAACCAGUCCUUUGAAACUAAUUUGGGCAGAGAGGAUGUGGAGAUUCUGCCGGGAAGCACAAUCCCUGCCCCACCAGCUGAAAAAUGCCAGACACAGGUGUGGGGGCCACUGCCCUAGAAUAUCAAGUUUAUUGUGCUGUUCUCACAUUCCAAACCCAACCCCCUUGUCCAAUGGGGGACAGCAGAGGGAAGAAUUUUCACAGUACCUGUGUGCCUCCCCCCUACCCAAUUUCCCCCUUAAAUCUCAGUCCAUCUAUCUGUGGUCCACUGAAACGCAGCUAGUGACAAGGGCUGAGGAGAAACAAGAAUCUCCUUGGGAGAACAGGAGGAAGAGACCAGAGAACUUGAUACUGCCCACUUCCCAUGCUCUAGGAGAACAGAGGUCAGCAAACAGUCCAUGCCAUCCAGCCCAGCAGGCUGGGGGAGAGGAAGAUGAUAACUCCAGCACAGCUGGGCUUGCUGCUUGGGUGCCAGAGGUGUAGGGAGAAGGCUGGGGCAGCAACAUAGGAAAAGCUUUCUCUGCAGAUCCAGGAAAGGAAACUAUUUUUGGAGCCAGAAAGGAAAGACCUUGGGAUACUUUCCUCUUCCCCCAGGUCCUUAGGAGCAGCGGGCAGCUUCUUCACACUCUUUCCAGGGGGCCACUUAGUGGCUGGGGGAACGGCCCUUGUGGAACAGGAACACAGGGCGCUGGAACCCUGAGGGGGGAAAAGUGUAAUCAGAAGAGACUGGUAAGACCUCAAGAUUCUCAACAGGAUCUGUACUCUCUUAGCCAGGAUGGGCCUCCCCUCCAUCCCUCAAAGUAAUCCAGCUUUACCUCUGGCGGUGCUGUGGGGUGUGGCCACCAGCUCAUAGCUGGAGAAGCCCACCUCUGGGGAUGUUAGGUAGGAAAUGAACUGCUCUGGCUUCAGCUGGAUUCGAUAGUAGUUCUUGUAGAUUGUUUCCUAGGGAGAAAGGCAGGGGCAGCUUCAGCUUGUGGCCUUCUCCUCUGCAGGAGAAUGAUGUCCACUUGGGGGCCUUUUCACCUUGUUCACAAAGUCUUUCUCUUCCUUUCUUGUGGCCUUGUCUGAACUAAAGGAAGGACAUCCCCACUUUCCACUGAAACCCAACUCACCGUGAGUGUCUUUCUCCUGCCAUAGGAUGACCAAGGUUGGGGCUCCAAGACCAGGAUGCCCCCAGGGCGUAGGUGGCGAUAGAUCCUGCGAAACAUGCGUUUCAGCCCCUCAUCUCCCCAGUUCAGAUGCACCCACUUGGUGAGGCUGAGGCAGAGCACCACAUCAUACUCGGGUGCUUGGGCGUCCACUAGCUCAUCUCGAUCCAGCACAUAGUUACCCUGAAGACCAGAAUUGGAGGCAAGAUCAAUUAAAGGCAUUGGAAGAACCAUCCCUCUCCCCACUCCCCCCCCAACCCAUAAUGCAACUGCUAAGACAAAGUUCCACAGCCUCAUUUUAGCCUUUGGCCACAAUCUUCUCUCUUUGACACUCCUCAGACUAACUCUAA